UACAAACCCCAUCCGUGCACCACUACGCAUCGACCACUUUGUCACUCGACAUUUCAAACAGAGCCGCCAAAAGAUGUCGUCGCCAUCGCCAGCAAACGACGACUUCGACGAGCACGAAGUCUUCGCAUUCCAGCACUCAUCGCCGCAGUCACUCCGAACGCAGCCGUUCUCUUCCCCACCUGCUCCACCGCUUACCGAUCUUCUGGUCCCCGAUGGUUAUCAGGUCGACAUUCAGGAUACCAAAGUCGUCAGUGAUGGCGAGGUGGAAAGAUCAGACAACCCACAUGCCCACCAUGCCGCUUUUGAUAACGGCGAUGUAGACGAAGAUCGAAGAACUUCAACGGGUUCAUCGGUGUCAUCUUUUCCGGCCUCGAUAGCGCAGCGCAUGUCAUUACCAUAUCAAGGAUAUGAAAUGCCGAGAACACCUACGCGGCAAUCGAUGGACCGACUGCGGAUGACUCAGUCUCAGUCUGCAUCAGCCAAGAGCACAAGGGAGUACUAUUCGGCAUUUCGACACCCUAGCAGUGUGCGGGCAUUGCAGAUGCGAGACGAAGUGAUGAGCGACACACACAGCGUCAUGAGGCACCAUCGGCGGAGUGGAUCUCAAAUGUCAUCUUUCAGUCACCGCAGUUCGCAUUCCACAAGCACGUCGCCGACCAAGAGAUCAAGUCGUUCCCAGCGAGUGUCGCCGCAAGUGGUUAGCAGUCACGUUCGCAAGGAGUAUCCCCUAGUCCUGCUUCACUGCACCAUCCUUGCUCCUACAUUAUUACCACAUACCAAUCAUGAUGAGGAGUUGAUAAGCGAUCUCCUGCCCGAGGCGUACCGGAAGAGGUGGGCCAUGUUGCGAGAUAAGUUUGUCGGGGACAGUGAAGUCAGGAGUCGAGGCGUACUGAUUUCGCACCCCAAAGAGGACUACGAACUGUUGGAGGAGAGACUGCUCGAGAGUCUGGAGUUGGAGGUCCCACGAAUUAGCCAUGAUCAUUACCUCUUUGGAGAGUCAACCAGUGGCGACAGUGGGUUCGAGAGUGCAAGUACAAGCACGACGGACGAAGAUGGCACAGAAGACAGUUCAUGUCAAUCGCAAUGUCCCGAUUGCGGAUGCAAGCUUCGACCAGACCAGGUCAACCGCAAGUGGGAAGUCAGGGUAUUCGCGGCCAACGGACUCAUGCGAGCAGGAGCUUGGGCCGCCGCCUGGCAAGAAAUGGAGAAGGUCGAUGUGGAAAUUCGGUUGUGGCUCCCGGACGAAAUCCGAAGAGAUGUCGAGGCAAAGUUGGCCCUCGUGGAACCGAUCGUGGACGAAGAGCCAGAAACGAUACAACCGGAUGUCCGACACGGUGCCUCAUCUCCAUACGCUGUUGACACCCAGGAGCGGGAGAGGGAAAUCUAUGGGAACAUCGGAACAGAAAGAAGCCAAGCUGAGAUCAAUGAGCUUGACAAGGAGCUGAGACAUGAACGACAGCCCUACAGGGAGACGGGGCCACCGACAAGACGACUAAGUGAUAGUGUGACGCAAAUCUUGUUGAGACACCUUCAGAAAGCACUGCAAGACCGCAAGAAUGUUGCGGUGGGGAUAUUAAGUAUCCUGGUGCUUUUUCUCACCCUGGGCAGCAACAGAAGACCGGAGUCGCAAAAUGCGGUCAACUCAAGGAAUGAGCGGACGAUGUUGGGGGAGGUGCUGACAACGACGGUGACGGCAACAGCGACAACAACAAGGACCAACCUUCAGGUUUUGACCGAGACCGUAUCGGUAUCAAGCACCCCUGAAAUGGUGUCAGUAUUACAUGAAUCGCACGCAGACCUGGCAGAAAUCAGGAAGGAGUCCACGAUCAAGCCAGCUCUCGAGACGGCGCAGAUAGCGGACAAGGAUGUGGGGAUCGGUCUUGUGACAGCUGAAGACCGGGCUGAGGAAUCCUUGACGAUGUGCUUUGCAGAUUGCAGGUGAUGUGUCAAACCAGAAUGCAGCCUUACGGUGAUUGUCGACAAAGAGAAUGUGAGGUGCAGAAUCGGGUGAUGGGCGGUGACCAGGGGGAAGGAAAGGUGCUCGCCUUGAUCCCACGAGGCAGGGUGAUCACGGGUGACUUAUGGCGACUUUUCUGGGCGCGGGCUCGUCAAUGCACGCCAGAGGGCCAUAGCCUACGCCUCUGCAUAUGAUCGAUUCCUGUGUAGAGAGGGCACGAGAGGAGAAGAGAGGUCGAGAUUCGCAUCGAGACGUGGCAACCACGUCGGCGCAGGGAAGAAUACGAGGAUGGCAGGAGCAGAUUGGUUGUCGAGGACUCCCACAAUAGAAAUUUAUCUGCAGUCGUCAUUAGCUCAUCAGCUAUCGCAAU
Molecule: messenger RNA, 2327 nt
Organism: Exophiala mesophila
Lineage: Eukaryota; Fungi; Ascomycota; Eurotiomycetes; Chaetothyriales; Herpotrichiellaceae
Exons: 1
Coding region: 74-1942 (622 amino acids)
Source: RefSeq, a predicted model, not a curated record